Molecule: messenger RNA, 1625 nt
Organism: Lacerta agilis (Sand lizard)
Lineage: Eukaryota; Metazoa; Chordata; Lepidosauria; Squamata; Lacertidae
Gene: NUBPL
Product: nucleotide binding protein like
Exons: 11
Coding region: 21-1007 (328 amino acids)
Biological process (GO): mitochondrial respiratory chain complex I assembly; iron-sulfur cluster assembly
Cellular component (GO): mitochondrion
Molecular function (GO): ATP binding; ATP-dependent FeS chaperone activity; 4 iron, 4 sulfur cluster binding
Source: RefSeq, a predicted model, not a curated record
GCGCUGGGAGGGGUGCUAGGAUGGCGGCGCGAGCUUUUGCAUUGGCGUUACAAACUGCACUCUUCCCCCGGGGCAAUGCGGAGAGAAAAGCCUUGCAAUGUCUCCGGCCAGGCUGGGGUGGAGCCGCGACCUCGGCUGUUUCCGCCCGCUUUCGGUCAUCAAAUGCAAACGAUGAGGUCCUCAAAGAGAAGCGUAGCAAAAUCAUGGCUAGAGGACUUCCAAAGCAAAAACCGAUUCAAGGAGUUAAGCAGGUGUUGGUUGUAGCUUCUGGAAAAGGAGGUGUUGGGAAGUCAACAACUGCUGUAAACAUAGCCCUUGCACUGGCAGCAAAUGAUUCGACAAAAGCAGUUGGUUUGCUUGAUGCAGAUGUGUAUGGGCCUUCCAUCCCAAAGAUGAUGAAUUUGAAAGGAAGUCCAGAAGUGACGCCAAAAAACUUAAUGAGGCCUCUUGUGAACUAUGGAAUUGCAUGUAUGUCCAUAGGUUUCUUGGUAGAAGAGACUGCACCAAUUGUCUGGAGAGGCCCCAUGGUAAUGUCAGCCAUUGACAAGUUGUUGAGACAGGUUGACUGGCACCAGCUGGAUUAUCUAGUAAUUGACAUGCCACCUGGGACAGGAGAUGUACAACUGUCAAUCUCACAGAAUAUCCCAAUUGCAGGGGCUGUGAUGGUGUCCACUCCUCAGGAUAUCGCUUUACUGGAUGCGCGCAAAGGAACGGAGAUGUUCAAAAAAGUGAAUGUGCCGGUCUUAGGACUUGUUCAAAACAUGAGCCUUUUCCAGUGUCCAAAAUGCAAACACGAAACUCACAUUUUUGGAACUGAUGGUGUGAGGAAUCUAGCCUGUGAUCUUGGUCUGGAUGUUUUAGGUGACAUUCCUCUACAUGUCCACAUAAGAGAAACAUCUGAUGCUGGCAAGCCUAUUGUGGUCUCUCAGCCCCAGAGUGACGUGGCCCAAGCCUAUCUGAAGAUUGCUGCUGAAAUAGUGAAAAGACUUCCAGUUUCUCCAACUUAAAGCCAUAUUUUUGAGGUUCUGUGACUAGAACUCUACCAUUUCAAGUGUGGCGUAGGAUGUGACAGAAGAAAUGAUAUAUUAUGGAACACGCCUUAUCUUUUAUUUUGUCUUGGAAAAUUAAACGUCAGUACCAACUUAGUGCAAUUGUCAUAUCAAACAUUUGAAGCAAACUUUCAGCAUGCUUUAGCAGCAAAAAGCACCAAAGACCGAACUCGUAUUUGGAACUCAGGAUUUUUAGUGCAUCCUUCAGUAGGCCUGGUCUUGAAGAGGAAGAAAUGUUUAAAGAGAUUUUAGCACCUUUAUGUAGGUACACUGACAAACAUCAGAAUGCACCACUGCAUGUGUGGUCAGUUUGUUUCUCUCUGUCAUGUGUCUGAAUUAAAGAUGAAGAUACUAGAAAUGUAAGAUAAUUAUGCUCAGCUUUGAAGAGUUAUCAUUAGCCAAGAUUCACUUAUAAGCAGUCAAACAAUUAACUUAGAAUCCCAAGAACUGGCUUUUUUAUGCAUUCUCUUAUCAGCUUAUGUUCGAUCAUAAGAUAAUUUUCUUAUUGUAAUUGUCUGGGGAAAUUGCUCCAUUUCCUUUGUCUUUUUGAGCCUGAAUAAACCCAAAAAUCAGCAA